This is a messenger RNA of Nymphaea colorata (pocket water lily), 1437 nucleotides long. RefSeq names its product glucan endo-1,3-beta-glucosidase-like. The record is from RefSeq and is a predicted model, not a curated record. The transcript has 2 exons. Bases 18 to 1196 code for a protein of 392 amino acids. Gene Ontology annotation, cellular component: plasma membrane. Gene Ontology annotation, biological process: carbohydrate metabolic process. Gene Ontology annotation, molecular function: hydrolase activity, hydrolyzing O-glycosyl compounds. NCBI's taxonomy places the organism in Eukaryota, Viridiplantae, Streptophyta, Magnoliopsida, Nymphaeales, Nymphaeaceae.
CUUGACAGGCGUUCGCUAUGGACUCCACCAUUACAAUCACUCGAAGACUAGCGUCUAUAAAUAUGUUCCUGCAGAGACAAGCCAUCACACAGCAACUAGUACUAGAGAAUCUGCUCCUUUCUGCUGCCAUUACUUUUCUUUUGCAUUUUAUUUCUUCUCUUAACAAGAUGACUUCAUCCGUGUUGGUGGUACUGUUUCUCUCCCUCCUAUUCGUAGUACCAUAUGAUAAAGUUGCUGCUCAGUCUGUGGGUGUGUGUUACGGGAUGCUCGGCAACGACUUGCCAUCGCGGCCGGAAGCGGUGCAGCUCAUUCAGUCCGUGGGCUUCAAAAAGGUCCGGCUGUACGUCCCAGACGGGGGCGCACUUGACGCUUUAAGGAAAACGGGAAUCGAAGUCAAUCUGGGUAUGUACAAGGAGGAUCUCCAUCGGAUAGCCAACGACGCCUCCUUCGCCAGCUCUUGGAUCUCCAGCAACGUCCAGCCAUACUUGCCGGACGUCAACUUCAAGUACAUCACCGUCGGCAACGAAGUCAUCCCCCAUGCGGAGGCCCAGUACGUGCUACCCGCUAUGAAGAACAUGGUCAACGCCCUGGGCUCGGUCGGUCUCCGAGAGCAGAUCAAGGUGUCCACGUCCGUUUCCAUGGAGGUCAUCGGCGUCUCCUAUCCUCCCUCUCAAGGUUCAUUUUCCGAUCAAGCCGCUCCCUUCAUGGGCCCCAUCGUCCAAUUCCUAGCCAGCACCGGCGCCCCUCUCAUGGUCAAUGUGUACCCGUACUUCAGCUAUGUGGGCAACCGCCAGAACAUACAACUUGACUAUGCACUCUUCACCGCGAACCGGGUUGUGGUCAAAGACCCUAACAAUGGGCUGGAAUAUAGAAAUCUGUUUGAUGCCAUGGUAGAUUCAGUCAAUUCAGCGAUGGAGAGAGCUGGUGCCGCCGGUGUUCCCAUCCAGGUGUCCGAGAGUGGGUGGCCAUCGGCUGGAGGCAACGACCCGACUGUCACUACCAUAGGGAAUGCUCAGACCUAUAACCAAAACCUGGUGGGGCAUGCUGCACAGGGCACGCCAAAGAGGCCGGGGCCCAUGGAGAUUUUUGUGUUUGCUCUAUUCAAUGAGAACCAGAAGACGCCCGCUGGCGUCGAGAACAAUUGGGGCCUCUUCUACCCUAACAAGCAGCCCGUCUAUUCCUUCAGCGUAAACUAGGAGCUCAAAGGUCCAAAAGCUAUCUAGCUUAGUUAUGGACAAUAGUAGCACUCUUAUGAGUUUUUUUUCUUUUUUCCGUGAAGAGGAGUUCAGUCAAAGUUCAAGCUUAUACGACCACGGAAUAGUUCUGUAAGUUACGGGUUUUCAUAAGACCUAGGCAAUGUGCUCAACUAGAUCGAAGCAAUUGUCUGGGAAAUAAUAAGUUCUUGAAUAAAGGAAAUAGAGAUGAUAAUUUCUACUA